Lactuca saligna is the source of this 1531-nucleotide messenger RNA. The record is from the annotation of a GenBank genome assembly. Lineage: Eukaryota; Viridiplantae; Streptophyta; Magnoliopsida; Asterales; Asteraceae.
CCUGUGCUUUCAGAUACCAACUCUCUUACACUUCUCUCUCUCUCUUCUCUCUUUCUCUCUCUAGAACCCAUUAUUAUGGGUUUCCGUAUAAAUUUUGUCAGAAAAACAAUAGCUGCCAUAAAGGCAGCAUAGUUGCAGCAGCAGAUGCAACAGUCUUUGCAGUCAUAAUAUAGUGCACAACACACACAAACACCUCCCAUCUCCUAUCUCUUUUUAGAGCAAGAAAUCCCCAAGGUUUUUCAUCUUUCAUUUUAUGUUUGUUAUCCAAAGAAGAGAUUUACGUGAUUCAAGAUGAUGAGUACAGAAGGUGGUGGUGGAAGUGUACGGAGUAACAAUGGCGGCAGGUUUCCAUUCACACCAAGUCAAUGGCAAGAACUCGAACACCAAGCACUCGUCUACAAAUACAUGAUUUCCGGUAUGCCAAUUCCUCCCGAUCUUCUUUUCACCAUCAAGAAAAGUCUCGAAUCUUCUACGAAGCUCAUCCUUCACCACCACCAGCCACCUCAUCCUUCAAUUGGGUGGAACUGUUUUCAAAUGGGUUUUGGAAGAAAGAUAGAUCCAGAGCCAGGAAGAUGUAGAAGAACAGAUGGUAAAAAAUGGCGAUGUUCUAAAGAAGCUUAUCCUGAUUCCAAAUACUGUGAAAGGCACAUGCAUAGAGGCAGAAACCGUUCAAGAAAGCCUGUGGAAGUCAACUUGUCAACUCAUCCCAAUUCCAAAACAACACCAACACCAACACCUAUUCCAAUGAUCUCUUCCAAAUCCCCAAACUACCCUUCUCCCAACUCACAUCCACUUUCUUCUUAUUCUAGAUCUAUGGGGAGUAAUGUUUUGUCGUCUCAAGAUCACUUCUUGUUGGAAUCUAACCCAUACAGAAAAAGUUAUGGGGGGAUGAAAGAGGAGAUAGAUGAGCAUUCAUUCUUCUCGGAAUCUUCAGGAACAAUCAAGAGUAGUGAUUCGUGGCAAUUGGAACCACUUGCUAUCAACAAUUCAAACUCAUCAUUGGCUCACUUAAAGCAGCAAACAAGUUUUUCUGAUUAUCAUCAAAAUGGAUACUUGCAAUAUCAACAAGAUCAACAUCAAGAUCAGAGUAGUUAUUAUAAUCAUCAUCAAAUGGGGUUGAAAAUUGGGAGAAAAGAUGAACCACAGAAAGUCAUGCAUCAUUUUUUUGAUGAAUGGCCACCAAAUGACGAAAAUAACCAAGAUUCUUCCACGACUCAGCUCUCGAUCUCGAUUCCAAGUUCUGCUCAUGACUUUUUCCUGACCCAUAAUGAUAAAUAAGUGUGAUGGAUUGUUGAAUAGAGGCUAAAGAAGUGUUAACAAUAGUAGUUGGUUAGUUUUUCGAUGUGUGUGUUGUUACCUUGAAACAGUGUCAAGUAAUGAGAACUUUUGCUGUUUUUUUUAUUUAAUUAGUUUUUUAGUUGGUUUUGUCUUGUUUUGAUAAUGUGGGGUCAAUCAAAACUCUGAAAAUUUUGCAGCAUAUUUUGUAUGUUUGCAGAAGUAGAUUGACAUCUUCUUCAACAUCUUUUUGGUU